This is a messenger RNA of Gigantopelta aegis, 504 nucleotides long. RefSeq lists its product as uncharacterized. Bases 68 to 490 code for a protein of 140 amino acids. Lineage: Eukaryota; Metazoa; Mollusca; Gastropoda; Neomphalida; Peltospiridae. The record is from RefSeq and is a predicted model, not a curated record. The transcript is spliced from 4 exons.
ACAAUUAAAGCUAUUCUUGGCUUGAGCACACUCGCACAACUUAGACCACUUCACUUACAAACGCAAAAUGAUUCUGCAUUUAGGAAAAGUUGUAGCCGCAAAUCUGGCCAUUUUAGCAUGUGUGUCUGCUCGAUCACAGUAUUAUUUCGAGAAAUAUCCCUGUAGCGAAAAUGACUGCUCCCGGGACUACCCGUUCUGCCGAUUGGUUGUACCGCCUGGCUGUACCCAUGGUAACAGACAGAUGUGUACCGCAGAUCCUGCUUGCUUUAGCGAUGUGGAGUCGCCGAUACCACACGGCUGUACCCAGGGCCUGCCGAUCGAAGACGCGAACCAACAGGUGAUAAUGUGUACAGAAGACCGGGAGUGCCCCAUGAACACACGCUGUGAAGACCCGCCCAGUAUCAGCUACGCCAAGGGCGAAAAACCAACCGGACCCCGGGGCACUUGUUGUUGGGACGCCACAAAAGAGCCCCCUAACUGGCGCCCGUAACAUGUUAAUGACGU